UGUAUAUUUUAAUGUAAUUCGUUUUUAUACUGUUUUUAUUAAACUACGUGUUUUUAUAGUCCUAUUCAGUGUAGCUUAUAGCAGACUAUAGCAGCAAGGCCCGGCGAUUGCCCGUAAAAGCAGCGUCCCGGACCAAACUACCGUUAUAAACCAUAUAACAGUUCUUUAUAAAUAAGGUUCUAUGAGGCACGUCAUGGGACAUGGGGAUUGUCUCGUUUUUUUUAUACAGGUUUAUGUACACAUUUGCCCCUCUGUCAUUAUACUGGGUCCUCUUGGAAGCAUUGUAACAGCAAGGCUUGGGUACAGGAGAGGCAUGGUUCUAGGGGGUGUGCUACAAUCGUGUGGGUUUGUUCUCUGUGCAUUUGCUCCAACUCUUGUCUCGUUGGACAUCGGGCUUUUUAUAACAGGAUUCGGUUGCAGCAUAAUCUACGUUGGGUUGAUCUCAGUUGUGCUGGGUGAGGUCUUCCAGAAGAACCGAUCACUCGUGUCAGCGAUUAUAACGAGUAGUGGUAGUUGGUAUGUGGCCGCAUAUGGGCCUUUGAAUCAAAUGCUCAUUGAUCACUAUGGUUGGAAAGGAUCCCUUCUUAUAACAGCGGGUGUUACACUAAACAUCGUGCCUUUUUCAAUGCUUUAUAUUUCAACUUACCGAUCCAUCAUGUCAGAAACUAGCAAGUACACGGAAGAACCACAGAACAUAAGUAAAAGUGAUGACGAACCUAAACCCCAUGGGUUUCUUGCUUCAAUUGUUCAUUACUCCGGCAUCCAAACUUUAAAUCUUUACUCUGCUACCGUUGCGAUGGCCACGUCGUUUACAUCCGUUAUAGAAAAUUGCGUUUCCUUGAUCCUUAUCAAGUUUGCUCUCUCCAUUGGCUACACACACUAUGAGGCGGUUUAUUUACAAACGUUAUAUGUUAUAGUUACUGUUGUUUCUAAGUUUAUAAUCGGUUAUAUUACAAGCAUCAACCCGAAUCUACAAGAAGAAGAACCUCUUUUAAGUGAUGCCACGUCAUCAACAGGGUACUGCACGUCCAAAUGUCCCAUGGUACGACGAUCUUAUGUGUUCUCAGCUUUCGCUUUAAUGUAUUCCCUCUCCGUUCUUAUACCGAUCAAACCAACCAAGCAGAGUUUUGUUGCGUAUUGUGUUCUUGCUGGAAUUAGCAGCGGCCCCCUCUCUUCGACAGGAAUAACGGUGGCUGCAGAUAUGUUUGGGAGAGAUGCUUUUCAACAUAUCUUCGGACUUCGUAGUAUGCUGCUUGGCAUUAAUCUGAUCGCAGUUUCAGUAUUGGACGGGUAUCUUAUAAAGCUACCGGGUACUUUUGACAACGAGCAAUAUCUAUUCUGUGGAUUAGCAGCGUUAUCGGCGGCUGGUGUUUUCGUUACUCAAAUUUUGUGGAUCAGAAACCGACAUUAAAGUUCUGGAAAAAGCUGGAAUAAAGUUAUUUUGGGAUAGAUGGUUUUAUA
Molecule: messenger RNA, 1461 nt
Organism: Ciona intestinalis (vase tunicate)
Lineage: Eukaryota; Metazoa; Chordata; Ascidiacea; Phlebobranchia; Cionidae
Source: RefSeq, a predicted model, not a curated record